Drosophila willistoni is the source of this 820-nucleotide messenger RNA. Its product is annotated as protein lifeguard 1. Lineage: Eukaryota; Metazoa; Arthropoda; Insecta; Diptera; Drosophilidae. Bases 1 to 795 code for a protein of 264 amino acids. The record is from RefSeq and is a predicted model, not a curated record. The transcript has 3 exons.
AUGGCUAGCUCCAUUAGAAUCGAUGAAGGCCAGGAUAUAGCCAUACAAUGUGAACUGUUGAUCAAUCGGAAAAAACGUCACGGACGGAUCUAUGAGUUUGAUAUAACUGAUAUUCGCUUUCGACGAUCUUUGGUGAGACGUUUCUAUGCCAUAAUUAUUUUACAGAUUGUUUUGUGUAUACCCUGUAUAGAGAUUCUAUUGGCCUUUCCUUUGCAAUUUAUGGAAAUCUAUAAUUUAAUGGUGACCCUGUUGAAUGUGCUAAUAUAUACCUGCCUCUACAUUCUGAGAGAUUGGCGCAGAACACCGCCCUAUAAUUAUUUGGCCCUCCUGUUGACCACAAUUUGCAGUGUGAUAAACAGAAGUCUAUAUACCAACACUUUGGGUCGAACACAUUGGAUACAAAUCUACCCGGUGGCCUUAAUAUUUGAACUAGUUGCUUUGAUGCUCUAUUCGAAGCAAUAUAAAUUCAAAUUCAAUCAAAUUUAUGGCAUUAUAGUAUUAUGUUUAGCAUUCAGUUUCUUUCUGGUAUUGGCCUAUCAGCUAAAUCAAAUGAUGACUGUAGUCUCAGCGGCUGUUUGUAUCGUAGAAGGUUGGUAUGUGCUCUAUGACACACAGCAUAUGCUUUGUGGUCGCCAUGGCUAUAAUUUGAAGAGUCAUGAACAUAUUUAUGCGGCUUGCAAUAUUUAUGCUGAUAUACCAAAAUUCGUAUGGUCCUUGUUUAAAGUUAUAUUUCUGAGUCAAAUUAUUGGAGCCUUUCGUUUUUGUCGUGACUGUUGUCGCUCGGAAGUCUGUUAAAAAUAAAGAUGCCUUUAAAAUAAAA